Molecule: messenger RNA, 252 nt
Organism: Formica exsecta
Lineage: Eukaryota; Metazoa; Arthropoda; Insecta; Hymenoptera; Formicidae
Product: odorant receptor 4-like
Exons: 3
Coding region: 1-252 (83 amino acids)
Biological process (GO): sensory perception of smell; detection of chemical stimulus involved in sensory perception of smell
Cellular component (GO): plasma membrane
Molecular function (GO): olfactory receptor activity; odorant binding
Source: RefSeq, a predicted model, not a curated record
AUGUUUUUCUAUUGCUAUGCUGGAGAGCUAAUAACAGAACAAUGGAAAGCAGUAUACCAUGCUGUGUACGAUCGUGAGUGGUACAAAUGGGAGUCAAAACAAGCGAAAAAUCUUAUUCCAUUAAUGAUGCGAGUUCAGCAACCGUGCGGUAUCACUGCAGGAAAGAUUAUUCCAUUAACGAUGACUACUUUCUGCAGCCUAUUAAAAACGUCAGCUGGUUAUAUAUCAUUUUUAUCGGCAAUGAUGGAUUAA